This is a messenger RNA of Lycium barbarum (goji berry), 528 nucleotides long. RefSeq names its product kirola-like. The record is from RefSeq and is a predicted model, not a curated record. Gene Ontology annotation, biological process: defense response. The transcript has 3 exons. Lineage: Eukaryota; Viridiplantae; Streptophyta; Magnoliopsida; Solanales; Solanaceae. Bases 1 to 528 code for a protein of 175 amino acids.
AUGGGAUUAAGUGGUCAGCUAGAAUUUGAGGUGGAAAUUAAGACUCCAGGAAGCGUUUUCCUCGAAAUAUAUGGCAGUAACAAAGAACAUCUCCCUAAAAUAUGCUCACAUAUUGUCCCAAGAAUUGACUUGCUUGAAGGAGAGUGGGGACAAGCUGGAUGCGUUAUCAUGGUAUAUUACUCCAUUGUUGAUAUGGUAAUGGUAGUUGGUGGUGAUGAUGGUGGUGGUUGUAGACGUACUAUAGGUGGUGAGGGAAAGGAGAUGACUUCAAAGGAGUUGGUGGAAGAAGUAGAUGAGAAAAACAAGUCAAUUACAUACAAUCUACUUGAAGGAGAUCUAAUGAAGUUGUACAAGACUCUUAGAUUUACCUUCCAAAUUAUAACAACGAAUGACGCUGAAUUUGUCAAGACAAAGAUCGAGUAUGAGAAGGUGAGUGAGGAUGCUCCAUAUCCAGAUAUGUUGAAGGACUUUGUUACUGCAGUCACCCAAACCAUUGACGCAUAUUAUAGCCAAGUUUCAAACCACUGA